Messenger RNA from Triticum aestivum (bread wheat), 2461 nucleotides. Its product is annotated as nuclear poly(A) polymerase 3. Gene Ontology annotation, biological process: RNA 3'-end processing. Gene Ontology annotation, molecular function: RNA binding; poly(A) RNA polymerase activity. Bases 136 to 1731 code for a protein of 531 amino acids. The transcript is spliced from 10 exons. Gene Ontology annotation, cellular component: nucleus. NCBI's taxonomy places the organism in Eukaryota, Viridiplantae, Streptophyta, Magnoliopsida, Poales, Poaceae. The record is from RefSeq and is a predicted model, not a curated record.
CCCGUCCUCCCCACAGCGCAGAACCCCAGAACCCCCAGCCGACCUCACGCGGCACGCGUCGGAAGGAAAAAGAGGAGAAUUUCGCCCCCCUCCCACUCCCCGUCCCCUCCGCCGCCGGCGAUCGCCGUCCCCGCCAUGGCCGCCUACUGCCCGCUGCCGGCGAUGGCGCCGGAGCUCCCGGUCUGGACCCACGCCGCCCCGGCGCCCCCCGAGCCCGAACCCCUGCCCCUCUUCAUGUACCCGCCCCCACCGCCCCCGCUCCCCGCGGGCCGCCGCCUCCUCCCCUGGCCGGUCCCCCACCGGCCGCCUCCCGACUUCUUCUUCGAGAUGGACUACCGCCGGACCCACUCCCUCGUGCAGUUCUUGGCGGACGAGGGGGCCAUCCCGACGCCCGAGGAGGAGGAGACGAGGGAGCAGGUCAUCCGCGAGCUCAAGAAGAUUGUGACGGAUUGGGCCAAGGCGGUGGCCUGUGAGGAGAGGGUUCCCCCGAGGCGGGUGACGGCUACGGUCCUCACCUAUGGUUCUUACACGUUAGGGGCUCACGGACCUGAAUCUGACAUCGAUGCGCUAUGUGUUGGUCCCUGUAUCGCAAACUUGCCGCACCACUUUUUUGCUGUUCUGCGACAAAUUCUCAAGUGCAGGCCGGAAGUAUCAGGACUGCAGACUGUGGAAAAUGCCAAGGUUCCAUUGAUGCGAUUUAGAUUCAGUGGGAUUUCUGUUGAUCUGACAUAUGCCCAGCUCCCAGUCCUUGAUGCAGUUCAGGCUAUAAAUACAUCUAGUCCUCAGUAUCUUCGGAAACUUGAUUCACGGAGUUGGAAGAGUUUGUCUGGAGUUCGUGUUAAUGAGCAGAUUGUGCAGCUAGUGCCGGAUCAAGAGAAGUUCCAAGUUCUGUUGCGAUGCAUAAAACUAUGGGCUAGGAGGCGGGGACUUCAUUGCCAUUUGCUUGGUUUCUUUGCUGGGAUUCAUUUGGCGAUUCUUGCAGCAUAUGUUUGUCAGAGAUUUCCAAAUGCCACUGCCAAUGGUCUGUUCACCAUGUUCUUUGAGAUAUUUGCUCACUGGCCUUGGCAUAUUCCAGUAGAUCUGCAUGGUCAGCAAACUAACUGCACGCGCUCAGAUGGGUGUUUAAUGCCCAUAGUGAUGCCUUGUUCUCCGCCGGAGCUCUGUGCGUCUAAUAUGACGGAAGGUACCUUCAGGAAGAUCAGAGAGGAGCUUAUGCGUGGUUAUGUUUUGACCAAGGACCUAGGGAGCCAUGAUUUUGAGUGGGCAUGGAUUUUUGAACCCUUCCCAUAUUCGACAACAUAUGAACAAUUUCUUCGCAUUGCUCUAUGUGCUCCAACUUCUGAAGAACUGCAUGAUUGGACUGGAUGGGUUAAAUCCCGCUUCCCUUACCUUAUUCUCAAGCUGGAAGAUAACGGCAUUGAGUGUGACCCCAAUUCAUCACAGGAAGUUGAUCAUACAGUCAUCAAACCCAACAUUGUAUAUCACUGGGGCCUCAUCCCUCAAUCAGAUACUCUUCUUGAUUCUAGCUCUCUGAAGGAAGAUUUCAUGAAAUAUGUCAUCAAUGAUGUCUAUGGAAAGGUGAAAUGUACAAACUCAGAGCUGACGUUGUCCAUCGUUGGCGCAUCAGAGCUGCCAAAAAGCAUGUACAAUGACUCAUUUUACUCUCGGCACCUGCACCAGUAUGGGGUGGGCUACCAGGCAGCAGAUGACUGUUGGAGUACAAUUGGCUAGGAUAUUGCUGGAUCAUCUGGCACAUACUCUUUUGCAUCUUUUAUUCUGAUCAUCGGGCGGAUACUCAUCAUGUCUGUGGGUUUCUUCUCAUCUCCUUAUUGCCCCUAGCAAAGGGAAUCUGAAGAUCAGGGUAUUCUUUUAUUAGCCUCCCAGGUGCACUAAGAUCAUGAAACUGACUUGGUUCUGCUCUGAUGGUUAUUCGAGCGCAUGUGUAGUACUGGUCAGUAUAUCGGCAUAGUGUCUGACAAAAAAAGAAAAAAAAAUGUUAUGUUGGCAUAGUGGCUUAUAGCAGUAGAAUGUAAAAUGUAGGCUAUUAUUCCAAAAAAAAGUAUGUAGGUUACAUGGCUCACACCUGCCAAGCGGAAGCCCCGGUGGAAGGGUUACUGGAAACCUAUUGAAGAUGGGGAGGCAAACCAAAAAAAGAAGGUAAAAUGUCUGCAUGAACGCUGUCCAAGUGCGGGUUUCUGCUGUGAAUUUUGAUGCCUGCUGGGUGCAAAUCACCCAAGGUGCCUGCAAUGUAUAGUUGAUCUUGUCAGUAGUAUGUGCUGUUACAUUUUGCAAGCAGAACAGCCCCUGCCACUGAACAAUUCUUUUUGUGUAACUGAUAACUACCCGACUCUGAAGUGCCUGAUCUGAUGGGGUGUUACUGAAUAAUAAACUGUAAAGUGAAAAACCAGUUGAAACCUGUAUGUGGUCUUGUUUCUGGUGCAGAGGUGGAUGAUGUUUUGUA